AUGCGUGCAGUCACCGUCCGCCACAAUGGCACACGCUCGCUCACCGCCUCGUCGCUACCAUCGGCACGCAAGGCAGCCGAGCCGCCCACUGUCUUCCUCGACCUCCGCCAGUCAGCCGCGGCCAAGUCGACAAGCCGCGACUCCGUCGCACGCCGCGCCGGACCACCCGCACUCGCGCACAUCACCUCGGACUCUGAUUCAGAGUCCGACUCAGAAUCGUGCUCUGGUGGCGACGAUACCCCUCUCUCUCGCGACGAGUGGCUCCUGCGCCGCCGCGAGAUGCGUCGCAAGGCCGCCGCUGCCACCGCCGCUGCCGAGGCCAAGCCCGUUCGCAUAUCGCUCAAGUUCCGCAAAGCCAAGCCAGCGACCGCCGCGCCACCAGAAGCUACAAGGGUAUCCACAGGCAGCGACGUGGCCGCCAUACGCGAUGAGGACGGCAGCGACGACGACGCGCUCGAUCGUGAGUACGACGCCCGGGUGGCUGCUCACUCCGCCACCGCCCUCGACCACGCCAAGCCGUCGCCGCUCACAGCAUCCGUACCAUCUGCUGACUCUGGUGUCGACGUGGGUGUUUUCGCAGCGUCGGAAGCCCGUGAGGCCGAGGCGGCCCGUACCCGCGCCGCCGGUGUCCGCACCACGGCUAUUGCACUCCUCGCCUCACGUGAGGGCGUGCCGGACCUCCCCAGCGUCAUUGACAGCCUCCCUUCCAUUGCGCGCGACCCCAUGAUUGUUCUCGCGGCUGCCGACCAGCCGCCGCUGGUGGCUAGCCUCCGUAGCCCAUCGGCGGUGGUUCGGAUCGACAUGGCGCUUGUGCCGCGUGCCCAACUCGGGCCGGUUCUCGGCGCUGUGCUCGAAACGGCGCUCGUCGAGUGUGACCUUGUUUUGGCUGGCAUGGUGCUCACCUCGCGCGCGGCAAUGACCCCGCAUCUUGCGCCGUCGGCCACGCCCGAGCUUCUCAUUCUGCUCGCCGACUUGGCGCCAGGCAGCAGCACAGCACGGUCCAAGGCCAUUCCUCGACUGCAAACCACGUUGGCAGCAGUCCAGGCUGCUAACGCCAUCUCGGUCCCGUCAGCAGUCUCGGCCCGCGCCCACACGCUCUGCCUCGCGCAUCUACUCCGGCGGCCACUCUCGUUUACCGGCCAUGCCUGGCCUGCAAGAGCCAACGGCAGCGGGCGUGGCUUUCCACAUGCUGCCGCCGCUGCCGUGGCAAUCCCGUCGACACCGACGAGCGUAACGAGCCUGCUCGCACGAGCCGAGUCGUUUGGUCUCGAUCUCGUCGGCCUCCGGUCGGCGAUGCUGGAGGAGUCGCAGUCGGGACCGGCGGUGCUGAGCAUUGUGGCGGCAAUCGGCGGCUCACGCACAGCUGUCGACGGCUACACCGGCACCCUGGACGCCGGCCAAGUGCUUGGCGGCGCUGACGCCGUCGAAGCCUGGUUCGGCGGUGCUCUGCCGAACGCCCGCUCGGCUGCUGUCAAGCAACAGGUCCUCGCACCGCGGCUCCCGGCUCUGCUCUGGGGCACGCGUGCGCGCGUUGCGCUCGACAUUGUCAGCUGCUCCUCGUUCCGCACGCUGGCGGUGCUCGACACCCUCGCGCGUCGCGGCUUUGACGUGCUUGGGAUCGAGUCGCUGCCGGGCGCCGCUGGCGCCGCUUCCAUGCGCGUCGUGCUUGAACGGCCCGAUGCAUCGCGGGCACUGGCGGGAGUAGUGGACGCUCUCGACGCCGAGCUGGGCGCGCGGAACAAGUCUGGCCGAGGGACCAUGGCUAUUGUUGCGCUCGCCGGCGACGCGGUGCCCAGCCCUGGCCGCGCGCCGUCACGGGCGCACGUCGAGCGGCGACUCACCUCUCACCUCAGCCACGUAGUGCCGCGCCCGGCACCGCAUGCGCCGCAGACGCUGACGCUUGUCUUUCCGCCGGCCGCGUGGCAAGCUCAGUCGGCGCGAUCCCACGCCCUGGCACUACUCGGAAGGCUUACCGCCCGGCUCCCGCUGGCCACCGUCCACGGCUUCAAGACUGUGGCACGUCUCACUGCAUAUCAAGCCAAGGCGCUGACGCCGUUCGAGGUUGGCGACCCGGCGUGGGCGCCGUCAGUCGAGGCGCUACAGGCCGGACCGGCUGCCGCCGCCGUUGUCUCGGUCAUCAACGGCUUUGAACUUGUCGACGCCCUGCUCACUGCCGAAGGGGAGACCGGGGAUGUCCGCCCGCUACUGUCGCCGACGCCGGCUGCUGCUUUCAAGAUCAUAUGCAGCCUGUUUUGGGAUAACGAGCUUGGGCUCGACUUGGCGUCACUGCUGAGCGCCGCGGCACCACCGCUCGUUGCGGCGCACGCCGCACCGCCGGGCUGCAGCAGCACAUCGUGUCCGCCAUCGUGGUUGAUAGUCUCGGCCGUCAACACGCUCGGCCAGCUCUCGGCGUCAGUCCUCGCCAAGGUUCUAGGGCAGAUCCUUGAUCUAGACGCCGAAGUCUGCGUCGAGCAGUGCACAGUUGGCGACGACGGAGUUUGGCUCCGUCUCGGUCCGAUGGGCCGGUCUGGGAGUAUUGCUGUCACAGCGCUUGUCCGCGAGUGGUCCGCGGCAGUGGCGUUUGGCGACGCGAGUCGUGCACCGGACGAUGCCAUGGGUGCGAGCUCUGUUGUGCCCGGCCCGGUCGCCGACGUGCUGGCAUUGGUCAUCGAUGACGGCCCGCAUUCGGUCGCCGAGCUUGUGGCUGCGCUCCGGGCGCUGACUGAUACCGACAUGAUGCUCGUUUCAUUGGCCAAAGUGCAGGCCGGCUCGCCAUGGGCGCUCUGCAUCGAGGGCGUCGACGCCAUCUCGGCAUGGAGCUCAGGCGUGCCGCAUCCGACGCCUGGUGCGGCCUGGCGGGUGGUUGUCGAGCCCGAUGACGUCGCAAGCUACUUUCACACACUCCUCGAUGCCGAUGCGACGCUCGAGUGGGACCUGUGA
Molecule: messenger RNA, 2940 nt
Organism: Thecamonas trahens ATCC 50062
Lineage: Eukaryota; Apusomonadida; Apusomonadidae
Exons: 1
Coding region: 1-2940 (979 amino acids)
Source: RefSeq, a predicted model, not a curated record